This is a messenger RNA of Rhinocladiella mackenziei CBS 650.93, 870 nucleotides long. RefSeq lists its product as uncharacterized. The coding region runs from base 1 to 870 and encodes 289 amino acids. Gene Ontology annotation, molecular function: oxidoreductase activity. Lineage: Eukaryota; Fungi; Ascomycota; Eurotiomycetes; Chaetothyriales; Herpotrichiellaceae. The record is from RefSeq and is a predicted model, not a curated record. The transcript has a single exon.
AUGUCCGCGACAGCCGUCGAAACCGCCACUUCUACGACCCUCUCAGGGGUGCAAGACUCCUCAUAUGUUCCUCGAGGACCAGUCAAGACAAAACUCAACUUUUUCCAAGACCCUGCAGGCGGGGCCAAACCAUACAACUAUGUUGAGAAACAACCGGACGGCCAGCCACAGCGCAACUUCGGCGAGAAUGUGGUGGAGGUCCAAAUGAAUGAUAUUCGUGGAAGGGAAGCCGAGUUCUGGCUGGACAAGGAUGCCUUCCAAGCCAUCAAAGGCGUCUCGUCAGAAGAGAAGGACUUUGUGGAUGAUGAACACAUCAAGACAGUCUACUAUCCAGAAGUAGAGAAACUUCUCCUGGAGCACGUCCCGGGCGCCCACACAGUCACCAUUUUUGACCACACCAUCCGCCGGUCCAACCCGGAUGCUCCUCGCGCUCCCGUGACUAGAGUUCACGUGGACCAAACGGCCCGUUCUACCGAAUGGCGAGUGAAGUUGCACAAUCCCGACCAGGCCGAAGAGCUUCUCCAAGGUCGAUACCGAAUCAUCAAUGUCUGGAGACCCAUCAACGGAACCGUUCAAGCGCACCCUCUCGGAUUUGCCUCUGCGGACACCGUUGACGACAACGAUCUUGUUCCUGUCGAGCAUCGAUAUCCCGUCCGUACGGGCGAGACAGCGGCGGUGAGAUACAACAAGGGACAGACCUUCUAUUACUGGUCGGGGAUGGACAAUGAUGAAAGACUGUUGUUGAAGUGUUAUGACAACAAGGAGGGCGUUGGUCAAAGAGUACCGCAUACGGCAUUCGUUGAUACCAGAACCCCCGAGGGUGCCAAAGGCAGAGAGAGUAUUGAAGUUCGUGCGUUGGUGUAUGGAUAG